AUGAGCAUUUCCAAGUCAAUGCAAAAGUCCAUGCGAACCUGUGAAAGCUGGUAUGAACACGUCGCAAGUAAUGACAGAGCAUUGACUGACAAAUGGUGCGGUUGA
Messenger RNA from Spirodela intermedia, 105 nucleotides. The record is from the annotation of a GenBank genome assembly. Lineage: Eukaryota; Viridiplantae; Streptophyta; Magnoliopsida; Alismatales; Araceae.